AAAUUCUUCAUUUUCGUUUGUUAUUGAAAUGGCCGAAGUAAUAAGCGACAGGAAAUGUGAAACCCCAGAAUGUAGUAAUUUUGCGAAAUUGAGGUGCCCAACUUGUAUUAAACUUGGAAUUGAAGGAUCCUUUUUUUGCACUCAGGAUUGUUUCAAAGGCAACUGGAAUGUGCAUAAACAAAUUCACAAGAAAGCUAAAGGAGUAGGACUCAAACCUUAUAAUCCUUGGCCAGAAUAUGAAUUUACUGGAAAACUUCGGCCUUUUCCUGUGACCCCCAAAAGGGAAGUUCCAGACACCAUUCAGCGCCCUGAUUAUGCUGAUCAUCCUGAAGGUGUUUCUUUGUCUGAAUCUAGUCUAAAAGGAACAACUAGCAUUAAAAUUCUCGAUGAGGAAGAGAUCAAAGGGGUGACUCUAGCGUCGAAAUUAGCACGAGAAGUUUUGGAUACAGUUGCUAAAGCUGUCGCUGUCGGAGUCACCACUGACGAGUUGGAUCGUAUUGUUCAUGAAGCAAGCAUUAAGAGAGACUGCUAUCCUUCACCCUUAAAUUACUAUCGGUUUCCAAAAUCAUGUUGCACAUCUGUAAAUGAAGUCAUUUGUCAUGGAAUUCCUGACAUGAGACCAUUAGAAGAUGGAGACUUAUUAAACAUUGACAUUACUGUUUAUCACAGAGGUUUCCACGGUGACUUGAACGAGACCUUUUUCGUCGGGAAUGUCGAUGAGGCCGGUAAGAAGCUGGUUCGCGUCACCCACGAGUGCCUGAUGAAAGCUAUUGAAAUAGUGAAGCCCGGAGAGAAGUACAGAGAGAUUGGAAAUGUAAUUCAAAAGUAUGUACAAGCCCAUGGGUUUUCUGUUGUCAGAAGUUAUUGUGGACAUGGAAUUCACAGAUUAUUUCAUACUACGCCUAGUGUACCUCAUUAUGCCAAAAAUAAGGCUAUAGGAGUAAUGAAACCAGGUCAUUGUUUCACCAUUGAACCUAUGAUAUCUGAAGGCACGUGGUCCGAUGAAAUGUGGCCAGACGAGUGGACUGCCGUGACUCGAGAUGGCAAAAGGUCGGCCCAGUUCGAGCAAACGCUUCUCGUGACCGAGACCGGCUGUGAGAUUCUGACCCGUCGGCGGGCCAAGAACGGGCAGCCCUAUUUCGAGGAUAACGAGUGAAA
Messenger RNA from Uloborus diversus, 1158 nucleotides. RefSeq names its product methionine aminopeptidase 1-like. Gene Ontology annotation, biological process: proteolysis. Gene Ontology annotation, molecular function: metalloaminopeptidase activity. The record is from RefSeq and is a predicted model, not a curated record. Bases 29 to 1156 code for a protein of 375 amino acids. The transcript has 13 exons. NCBI's taxonomy places the organism in Eukaryota, Metazoa, Arthropoda, Arachnida, Araneae, Uloboridae.